Molecule: messenger RNA, 1809 nt
Organism: Plasmodium malariae
Lineage: Eukaryota; Apicomplexa; Aconoidasida; Haemosporida; Plasmodiidae
Product: conserved Plasmodium protein, unknown function
Exons: 1
Coding region: 1-1809 (602 amino acids)
Source: RefSeq, a predicted model, not a curated record
AUGACUUUAAUAAAUUUUAAAGAAAGAAUUCAAAUUUUGUUAAAGUUAAAAGAAUCAUUAAUACCACAAAUUGACGGGAAAUUUACAAAAGACUGGGAAAUAGAGGCACUAAAUUAUCAAAACACAAGUGAAAAUAUAAUGAUUGAAUUAAAAAAUGUAAAUUUUAUACAAGGGUUAGUUAAUGCUAUUUCAUCCCAAUUAUCUUAUUUGCGAAUAAAUUUGCAAAAUUACGAAAAUAUGUCAGAACAGGAAAAAGAUAAAUUUAAAAGGUUGUAUGUUUUGGGAGCCCUUGGCUUAAUUGCUAAAUUAAAACUUAUCUUAUUUUUUUUUACAUAUAUUAAUUCAGUAGAUCAUAAUAAAAAUAUUAAAAAUGUUCCAAUAAUUAAUGAAAAUACAUAUAAUAAUUUAGAACAAUAUAAUAGUGAAAAUUCUUAUGAAGAUAAAAUGAAUUUACAAAACAAUAUUUCCGAAAAUUGUAUAAAUAAUGAGGAUACUAAAAUAAAUUCUUUAUUUAGCAGUUUGGAAGAAUAUUAUUCUCUAUUCCAUAAUUGUUCAGAUGAUUAUAAAGAAAAUGUUUUUAAUGUAAUGACUCAUAAUAAUUUAGUUAAUUAUAAUACGCAAAUGAAUAAUGAUAAAAAUUUAAGUGAGAAGGAUUACAGCGAUCAAAAUGUAAACAUGUACGAUAGUAGUAGCAACGUGGACAGUGACAGUAUUGGUAAUAACAACAUCAAUCUUGGAAACAUCAAUCAUGGAAAUAUUAACCAUGGUAAUAUUAACCAUGGAAAUAUUAACCAUGGAAAUAUUAACCAUGGAAAUAUUAACCAUGGAAAUAUUAACCAUGGAAAUAUUAACCAUGGAAAUAUUAACCAUGGUAAUAUUAGCCGUGGAAAUAAUAGCCAUAACAUUAACAAUAGCAGCAUGAACCAUAGUAAUUUAAAACAUAACAAUAUAAAUCAUAACAUUAUUAACCAUAAUAGUAUUACUCAUAACAGUAUUAACCAUAACAGUUUUAACCAUAAUAAUAUUAACCAUAACAGUGUUAACCAUAAUAAUAUUAACCAUAAUAAUAUUAACCAUAAUAAUAUUAACCAUAAUAAUAUUAACCAUAAUAAUAUUAACCUUAAUAGUAUUAACCAUAGCAGUAUUAACCAUAGCAGUAUUAACCAUAGCAGUAUUAACCAUAGCAGUAUUAACCACAGUAACAUGAAUGGCAAUAUUAAUAAUGGCAAUAUUAAUAAUGGUAAUACUAAUAAUGGUAAUAAUAAUAAUGACAAUAUUAAUAAUGGCAAUAAUAAUAUUGGCAAUAAUAAUAUUGGCAAGAAUUACAAUUCGCAUUUUAUGAACAGUUCAGCAGAUCAAGCCCCAAAUAUGAUGAACAAUUUUUCGGCGGAAAAAAAUGAAAAUUUACAAAAUACACCCGUAGGAGCAUCAAAAAAAAGAUCAUUACAAUUACCUCGAAGUCAAAACAAAACAACGAAUUUCUUAACAAAUUCACAAACAUUAAAUGGAAUGAAAAGUAAUCAAAACGACCAUAACCAUAUACCUUAUUAUAAUGAGCAGUUAAAUAAUGAAACACAAAUAUUUUUACAACAAAAUCAAGGUCAAUAUUCUAAGUAUUUAAAUAAUAUACGUCAAAAUAUUAACUCGAAUAACAAUGAAAAUUCUGCACUACCUAAUGGUAAUGCAAAUUUAAAUUCUUAUUACGAAUAUAACAAUGACAACGAUCAGGACAGAAAUAUUUUGCAAGCAUACAAUAAUAAAAUUUAUGGCAUAAGUGAUAAUGUGUAUAAAAAUAGUUAUUAUUUGUAA